This is a messenger RNA of Gekko japonicus, 1161 nucleotides long. RefSeq names its product adaptor related protein complex 3 sigma 1 subunit (gene AP3S1). Gene Ontology annotation, biological process: Golgi to vacuole transport; intracellular protein transport. The transcript is spliced from 6 exons. The record is from RefSeq and is a predicted model, not a curated record. Gene Ontology annotation, cellular component: intracellular membrane-bounded organelle; membrane coat; AP-3 adaptor complex. The coding region runs from base 161 to 742 and encodes 193 amino acids. NCBI's taxonomy places the organism in Eukaryota, Metazoa, Chordata, Lepidosauria, Squamata, Gekkonidae.
UGACAGGAGUGUGUUUAUUCCCCUUGUGGUGAUCCGUUGUCAGCUGUGUUUUCCGUACUGGCUUAGAAGGGGGAGGCGGUUCUUCCGCGUCUCCAGCCUCAGACGGGGAAGCUCGCAACUUUCCGCCGCUCAGCCGCCCAUUUCUCCUCCCUCUUCAGCCAUGAUUAAGGCGAUCCUCAUCUUCAACAACCAUGGAAAGCCGCGCCUCUCCAAGUUCUACCAGCGCUAUAGUGAAGAUACACAGCAACAAAUUAUCAGAGAAACAUUUCAUUUAGUGUCAAAACGUGAUGAAAAUGUCUGUAAUUUCCUAGAAGGAGGCUUAUUAAUAGGUGGAUCGGACAAUAAACUGAUUUACCGACAUUAUGCUACAUUGUACUUUGUCUUCUGUGUUGAUUCUUCAGAAAGUGAGUUGGGCAUUUUAGAUCUAAUACAAGUAUUUGUAGAGACGCUAGACAAGUGUUUUGAGAAUGUUUGUGAACUGGAUUUAAUUUUCCACGUAGAUAAGGUCCAUAAUAUCCUGGCUGAAAUGGUGAUGGGUGGGAUGGUUUUAGAGACCAACAUGAAUGAAAUUGUCACACAGAUUGAUGCCCAAAAUAAAUUGGAAAAAUCAGAGGCUGGUUUAGCAGGAGCCCCAGCCCGGGCUGUGUCAGCUGUAAAGAAUAUGAAUCUUCCAGAGAUCCCAAGAAAUAUUAAUAUUGGUGACAUCAGUAUAAAAGUGCCAAAUCUUCCCUCUUUUAAAUAAGUUGUACACUCCAGGUAAAAAUGAUGGUUAACUAGAAGUUAAUUACACAAAUGUUUACCAGUCCAUUUUUUUUGUGUUUUGAAUAAGCAGCUUGAGUUGCUCCAUAUAAAUCCUUCAUAAAUUAUGUGAAGUUGAUUGUGUUCUGCUUAGUAAAUUUAAUGGGAUUGGAUCCUUUAUGCCUUUCAAGUAACAUUCCUGUGCUCUUUUAAGGAGGCAUGCAGUAUUUUGGAAGACUGAUUGGAAAUAGUUCUUUACACUGAAAAUCUGUUUUCUAAAGCCCCGAAGUGCUUUGUAAUUAUUGUAGUAGUACAGAUCACAUUCCUUCUAGUUAUGUUUAUUUAAAAAACAUAUAUAUGUUGCAUGGAAUCAUUGCACUGUAAUUUCUUUCCCUCUUUAAAUAAAGUUGUACUGAACUGGAC